This is a messenger RNA of Gryllus bimaculatus (two-spotted cricket), 715 nucleotides long. The record is from the annotation of a GenBank genome assembly. Lineage: Eukaryota; Metazoa; Arthropoda; Insecta; Orthoptera; Gryllidae.
GUCAGCUCCGCCUCUCGACUACAAGGUUCUGGCGCCCUUGUGGGGGCGGGUCGUUUCCUCGUACAGCCUGGAGAAGCCCGGGAACCGCUCGCUCCUCGCACGCAGCGAACGUGUGGCCUUCAUCACGCACCUGGCGGACUCGGUACGCGCCCAGCGCCUCGGCUUCAUGGACGACAAGACCCUGCUCGCGCGGCCCCUCCAGCCCGCCUACAGCUUCCUCUACGUGCGCAGGAACUUGCCGAUGCGCGACAUCGCGAACGUGGAGUACCUCUGGAUGAAGUCGGUCGGUGUGAUCGGAAAGCAAAGAAGCAUCGGAAUGGAGUACUCGAGGGCGGCGUGGGAGGGCCCCUUCGGCUACACGGGCCUCUUCUUCCGCGAGGAGCCGGGCCCUCGCGUGCUGCAGCUGAGCGACCUGUGGGGGUACUUCCUGCUGCUGGCGCUGGGGCUCUGCCUGGCGGUCGCUGCCUUCGUCGUGGAGCGGCUCCUGCUGGCGACGGCGCGCCGCAGAGGGCGGCGGCUGCCGGUGGUCGAGGAGCAGCAGCUGCCUGCCCGCCGCACGCGCCCUUCGCCGCAGCAGGCCUCGCCGGAAGCUCGCCCGUGGGCGUUGGUAGCCCUGUCGGCGGAAUCCCUGCAGCAGCCUCCGCAUCCUUUCUUAGCAUUAGGAGAUGAAUCCAACAAAUCAGAUAUAAUUAAAAUUGGCCCAAGACGUUCUUGA